This is a messenger RNA of Pieris macdunnoughi, 13902 nucleotides long. Lineage: Eukaryota; Metazoa; Arthropoda; Insecta; Lepidoptera; Pieridae. The record is from the annotation of a GenBank genome assembly.
AUGUUUGUUCAUGGUAUAAAACCUGGUUCUAGCGAGGAAGAAGAAGAAGAAGAUGUUAUGGAUAUUCUUCAGAAAAGGCGAGAAGAAUGCGAACGAAAAGCUCGACGGGGGGAAAUGGACCCUCGGCUGGAGUUCACUUUCCAGCUACUUAUCGACGGCACUGGAUUACCGAGACAUGCCAUAAUGGAUCAUGUCUUCGAGGGGAAUAUGUUAGAUGACAUCAAUCAGUUAUUUCUGCCGCAUAUGAGAAACAAAUUAUUGUGGUAUUAUCAAGAUGUGGAGGAAGUAGAAGCCCGACCCCAGCCUGAAAGCACAAAGCCAAGACAGCAAGGGCAAGGAAAACAGCCGCCUCCACAAAUAACGUUGAAGAAGAAGCUUUUUCUUUCCGAUGGCUGGGAUGUUAAAUUUACAGGUGUUUGCAUCUAUAUGUUCAGAAUAAAUGUAAGCAAACAAUUACCAGAGGAAGGAUUUCAUAAAGAUCUUUUCUGCGGAAUUUUGAAUGCCGAACAAGUUGGCCUCGUAACUGCCAUAGAACGUGUGAUGGAACACGUGUAUAUGAACGCAUUAGCCCACCCAAGCACUGAUGGUGACGAAGACGAGACCAAAUUUCCGAUUGUGAAGAACCAAUUGUUGCCAGGUUUAAGAUCUUUCUGUAGUGCUCUUAAAGUGUGUGAAGAUGUCUGUAAUCAAGUAAAUCUUUUCGAUGAUGGACAAGCGUUAAUGGCGAAUUUGCAAGACCACACGGAACUUAAAGAAAUGACUAAAAAUCUUAAUACAAUUACAAUGUUAGAGGAUCGUGUCACUGAAUGGAUUAAGAAAAUAAUGGAGAUUCUCAGUGAAAGCGAGCAGUUGAGACGUGAAGUUGAUUCAAGUGGCCCUCAAGAUGAACUGGAGUAUUGGAAGAAAAGAGGAGCGCAGUUUUCCCAGCUUGUUUCAUACUUACAAGACCAUGAAGUUCAACUUACCCUGACAUGCCUCCAAUUAGCUAAUUCCAAAGUGAUAAAACUUUGGCGAGACACCGAUCACAAAAUUACUUUUUGUUAUAACGAAGCUAAAGACAACGCGAAAUUUGUCCAAGCCAUGGAAAAAUGUUGUCACUCUCUCUAUUUGGAUGAUCCUGUAAAAAUCAAAGAUUCUAUACUAAGCUUAUUACAAACCGUUCGAUUGAUUCAUAGUGUAUCACAAUUCUAUAAUACGUCAGAGAGAAUAUCAUCUCUUAUGGUUAAGAAUCAGCCGUUUUUGCCGAAUACGGAGCAAUUUAGUUUCUCUGAGAAUUAUGUGUUUGGAAAGUUCGAUACAUUUUGUAAACGUUUGAAUAAAAUAAUUACUAUGUUUGAUUUGAUGGAUGACUAUAAUCACCUGUUCGAGAAACGUAUGGAAGGACUUUUAUUGGGAGAAGAUCUUGAAGAAGCUAUGCACGCAUUCGAAGAGGCAAAGAAAGCAGUGACAACGUGCCAAUAUGACUACCUUGACUAUCGCAACAAUGACUUCGAUAAAGAUUAUCAGGCAUUUCAAGACAAAACGAAUGCAUUACGUGAGUCGAUCGGAAGCACUAUAGAAAUUAAUUUCUCUAGUGUAUGGGAAACCCCUCAAGGCAUUAAAUUUUUGACAAGAUUUGAAAAGGUCAGCCAGAAGAUUCAGAUAACAAAACUAAAUGAAAAAUAUAGUAGGGUAUUAAAGUACAGUGAAAAGGAGGUAGAUAAAAUAAUGAAAAUGUUUAAAAGGCAAAAAGAGGAUCCACCACUGCCCAGAAAUUAUUCACCCGUUGCUGGUCGAAUAAAAUGGGCGCGAUGUUUGAUGUAUAAUAUGACUGAGACCGUGGAAAGCGUUUGUGCACAUCCAGUUUUACGUGCUUUACCUGCUGCUGCCGACAUGCUGCGGAAGUAUCAGGCAACAAAGAGCCUCAUUCACAAUUAUGAGACAACUAUGAGUGCUGUGUGGAUGAAUCAAAAUGUGUCGGAUGUUGACGACAGCUUAAAUAAUACAUUACUUAAAAUCGAUGAUACUGGUCAAAUAGGUGUGAAUCUUGAUCAUACCAUAAAAUUGCUAAUACGGGAGUCGGACUGUCUCGUUAAGAUGGGCGUAGACCUCCCAAUCGUAUGUCAUUCUUUAUACUCGAAGAACAAUUAUUUUACACUCGUCAAUGAUUCUUUACAGUUUCUAUUAGAAGACUAUUUACGAUGCGUACGUCAAGUUAAACUAGAAGUUCGUCCACUUUUGCUCCCACAAGUGGUUCGUCUUUCCUCUCUUCUCCUCCCAGGACUGCGUUCAGUUACGUGGACAAGCGAGGAUUGGAAGGAGUUUGUGGAUAGAGCUAAUGCUGCUAUUAAUAGCUUUGAUGUACUUGUGACUAGAGUACAUGAUAUUUAUACAAAUAGGAUUAUUUACGUACUAUCCGGAAUGCAGGAAGUUACGUUGAUAGCUUUACCAGAUGAAACUCCGUGGGCUGUAGAUGAAUUUAUUGAAUAUGUCGAGACAAAGUGUCGGAAUGCGUGUGUGGAAUUAAAUAGAAAAAGUCUUAUGGUAGAAGAGGCGGUCGAGGAAGUUUUGGAUUUGGUUAAGAAAGCGGCUCAACAAAUCAAGCCGGCUGAAAUAAAUCCUGAUUUUGAAUUUUUGAUUGCCGAAGAUGAUGUUCAUGGUAGCGCUACAGUAUCAACACUAAACGAAUCAACAAGCAGCGGGCAACAAGAUUGGUCUGCAGUUUGGGAGUGCUUUGAAAGUCCACAUAGAUUAUUGUCCAUACCCGCAGGUGGACUGUCCAAAAGUAUGCAAGAAAUGGUGAAAAAUGCUGUAAGUGAAAUGCGUCGUUACUACAGUAGAAAAGUUAUUGAUGUCCUGAUUAAAGUAACGAGAAGAGCCCUAGACCUCAUCAUUAAACAGAUUUCGCAAGACUUCGAAACCACUGGAUACGCCAAGAAACCAAUUUUCUUGCUUCACGCUGCUCUAUUAAUACCGAAUGUUUUGGUCAAACCGACACUAGAAGAAAUCCAAGAGGUCUUAGUGUUGGCCGGAAAACACAUAUCUGGACUAUCAAAGGGGGUCGCACAGUGGACCGGUGGCAAAUCAACAAGGGUUAGUUGGAAGAAACUGACAGGUCACCAGUCCAACCAGCUACUCCAAGUAGUCACAAAGCUUGACGAACAGGUUCAAACAGUGGCGCCAAUGAAUGUCGCCAAAUCUAUGAAAAUGAUAGAUGCAGCCAAAAUGAGGAAGAAGAAAUAUUACCGCUUGGAGUCGGAAGAGAAGCCAAUGUUUCCAUUUCAACAGAAAAGCUUCUAUAGCCAUGUUAUGGAGAACAAAGAAAUUAUAAAGACGUUGGCUUUGCUGUCUCUGUGUACACAAAAUAUUAAAACGGAGCUAAAUACUUUAGUGAAACGUUGGCGACCGUAUCAUUACUUAUGGAAAUGUGAGAAAACCUUACGUCAGCUUUUGUCCUGGAAUUUAAAUGAUUUUGAACUUGCUCUAAAAAGACACAGUGAACUCGAAAUAAAAUUGGCUACGGAGCCGGAAAUUCUAGUUAUCGGAAAUUGUCUAGCAGUGUCUACAGAAAAACUAAAACUGGGACUAAUGACUGAACUAAAAAAUGGUACCCACCGAAUAAGUCAAGCAAUGCGUAAAAAGUACAAACGUGAAAUGGAUUAUGUCUAUGCUAUAAUGAAUGAUUUAGAACGUAAGUUAGAAAGGCCUAUACGAGAUCUGGAUGACGUCAGAACUGUAAUGGAAACGCUAAAGAAGAUAAGAGAACAAGAGGUUGAUAUGGAGCUAAAGAUCGAUCCUGUAGAGGAAGCAUUCAACGUGAUUACCCGCUACGAAUUGCCAGUAAGUAAAGAAGAUAUGGAGCAAGUGGAUAAUUUAAGAUACUCGUGGCAACAACUUCAAGCGACAGCGCUGGCGUCACACGUUCAGCUUUUAAAAAUGCAGCCACAAUUCGAAGAGGACUUAAAAAAUAACUUGGAAAGGUUUAGAGACGACAAUUCAGAUUAUUGUCACGAGUACAGACAUGCAGGUCCUAUGCAGUCAGGUCUUACUCCGCGAGAAGCAUCCGAUCGUCUGAUAUUAUUUCAGAAUAGAUUCGAUGGAAUGUGGCGAAAAUUACAAACAUAUCAAAAUGGUGAAGAAUUAUUUGGACUUCCUCAUACAGAGUAUCCUGAACUUGCUCAAAUAAGAAAAGAACUUAAUCUCCUCCAAAAAUUGUAUAAACUCUACAAUGAUGUGAUUGACAGGGUUAGUAGUUACUACGAUAUACCAUGGGGAGAAGUGAAUAUAGAAGAAAUCAAUAACGAACUUAUGGAGUUCCAAAAUCGAUGCCGAAAGCUACCAAAAGGUCUCAAAGAAUGGCCUGCUUUCUACGCGCUGAAGAAGACUAUAGACGACUUCAAUGAUAUGUGUCCACUUCUUGAGUUAAUGGCCAAUAAAGCUAUGAAGCCUCGUCACUGGCAACGCAUAAUGGAAGUAACUAAAUACAAUUUUGAACUUGAUAACGAAGACUUUUGCUUAAAGAAUAUAUUGGAGGCUCCCUUAUUGCCCAACAAAGAAGAUAUUGAGGAUAUUUGUAUAUCAGCAAUGAAAGAAAAGGAUAUCGAGGCAAAACUAAGACAGGUGACUAAUGAGUGGUCGGUCCACGAGUUGACUUUCCAAACUUUCAAUAAUCGAGGAGAGCUUUUACUUAGAGGAGAUACCACCGCAGAGACUAUUGGUCAGCUCGAAGAUAGUCUAAUGAUAUUAGGUUCCUUAUUGUCUAAUCGUUACAAUGCACCAUUUAGAAAACAAAUACAACAGUGGUUAUAUGAUUUACAAAGUACAAAUGAAAUACUGGAACGGUGGCUAUUAGUACAAAAUAUGUGGGUGUAUUUGGAAGCUGUAUUUGUGGGUGGUGAUAUAGCAAAACAAUUGCCAAAGGAAGCAAAACGCUUCUCUAAAAUUGAUAAAUCUUGGCAAAAGAUUAUGCAAAGGGCGCAUGAGACCCCUGGCGUGGUGUCUUGCUGUGUCGGCGAUGAUUUACUUAGACAAUUAUUACCACAUCUACAAGAACAGUUGGAGCUUUGUCAGAAGAGUCUAAGUGGUUAUUUGGAGAAAAAACGAACAAUGUUUCCAAGAUUCUUCUUCGUGUCAGAUCCGGCGUUACUUGAAAUUCUUGGACAAGCAUCAGAUUCUCAUACUAUACAAAAUCACCUAUUAUCUAUAUUUGAUAAUAUCCGAUAUGUAAAAUUCCACGAUAUAGAAUACAACAAGAUGAUAUCGAUAGUAUCAUCAGAAGGAGAAGAAAUCAAGCUUGAACGGCCGGUUCGUGCUGAAGGCUCUGUUGAAACGUGGCUCACGUCUUUGCUUCAAUCUGCUCAAAGCAGCUUGCAUUCUAUCAUAAGAAACGCCGUUUCACUCAUAAAUGAUCCAGUCUUUAACCUUCUAUUAUUUCUGGAUAAAAUGCCUGCGCAGGUUGGCCUUCUUGGUAUUCAAAUAAUUUGGACAAGAGACGCAGAAUUGGCCUUAAUGCAGGCCCGACAAGAUAAAAAAAUUAUGUUGGAGACAAAUAACAAAUUUCUCGAGUUACUCAACACACUUAUUGAUCAAACUACUCGGGAUCUUUCUAAAAUUGAACGUAUUAAAUUCGAGACACUCAUUACCAUUCAUGUGCAUCAAAGAGAUAUUUUCGAUAUGCUGUGUAGACUCAACGUUCGUUCAGCAAAUGAUUUUGAAUGGUUGAAACAGUGUCGGUUUUACUUCAAAGAGGACGUCGACAAAACUUGGAUAUCUGUGACCGACGUUACAUUCACUUACCAGAAUGAAUACUUGGGUUGUACUGAACGUCUUGUUAUAACGCCUUUAACAGACAGAUGCUAUAUAACACUAGCUCAGGCUUUAGCCAUGAGCAUGGGUGGGGCUCCAUGUGGCCCAGCGGGAACAGGCAAAACAGAAACAGUGAAGGAUAUGGGGAAAACACUCGCUAAAUACGUCGUAGUUUUUAACUGCUCCGACCAAAUGGAUUACCGGGGUCUUGGUCGAAUAUACAAAGGCCUCGCUCAAUCUGGAUCUUGGGGCUGUUUCGAUGAAUUUAAUCGAAUAGAACUACCAGUACUUUCCGUGGCUGCACAGCAAGUAGCCGUAGUUCUUGCUGCUAAAAAGGAAAAGAAGAAAACGUUCCUAUUUACAGACGGUGAUAUGUCAGAGAUGUGCCCUGAAUUUGGCAUCUUCAUUACAAUGAAUCCUGGAUAUGCGGGUAGAAAGGAAUUGCCAGAAAAUUUAAAAAUACAGUUUCGAACCGUAGCUAUGAUGGUUCCCGAUAGACAGAUUAUUAUUCGUGUUAAACUCGCUUCGUGUGGUUUCUUAGAAAAUAUAACGCUGGCAAGAAAAUUCUAUACUCUUUACAAGUUAUGCGAAGAACAACUGACAAAGCAGGUACACUAUGACUUUGGUCUACGUAAUAUUCUGUCCGUAUUGAGGACAUUAGGAGCUGUUAAGAGGGUAAACGCAAAGGAUAAUGAAAGUACCAUUGUUAUGAGAGUACUUCGAGAUAUGAAUUUAUCAAAACUCAUAGAUGAAGAUGAACCUCUUUUUAUAUCCCUCGUUGCGGAUUUGUUCCCAAAUCAAGUAAUUGAGAAAACAACAUAUCCUGAUCUCGAGGAAGCUAUAAGAAAACUAGUUGAUGCUUAUGGUUUAGUUUACCAUCCACCAUGGGUGUUGAAAAUUGUUCAGCUAUAUGAAACGCAGCGAGUCCGCCAUGGUAUAAUGGUAUUGGGCCCACCAGGAGCUGGGAAAACUACAUGCAUACAUACAGUGAUGAGUGCCCUAUCGGAAACUGAAGACCCUCAUAGGGAAAUGAGGAUGAAUCCAAAAGCAAUCACUGCAUCACAAAUGUUUGGACGCUUGGACGUCGCAACCAAUGACUGGACCGACGGGAUUUUCUCAGCUUUGUGGCGCAAAACAUUAAAAAUUAAAACUGGUGAACAUAUUUGGCUUGUUUUAGAUGGGCCAGUUGACAGUAUAUGGAUAGAAAACUUAAAUUCGGUUCUUGAUGAUAAUAAAACUUUAACUCUUGCAAACGGAGAUCGUUUAACCAUGUCUCCAACUUCAAAAAUAAUAUUUGAACCCGAAAACAUCGAUAAUGCAUCUCCUGCAACUGUUUCUCGAAAUGGUAUGGUAUAUAUGAGCUCAUCUGGCUUAGAUUGGGAACCAGUACUAAACGCCUGGCUUAAAACAAGAUCAGUCCGAGAGAAUGAAGUAUUUAGUACAUUAUUCGAACAAACUUUUCCAAAUACAUAUACGUGGUGUACCCAAAAUCUUAGCUUUAGUAUGCGGGUUCUACAAAGUAAUAUCAUAUCCCAAAUGCUCAACCUAUUGGAAGGUCUCGUUCCUCCACAAAUAGUAGAAACCGAAGAACCAUCCGCUAGCAAAUCAGUGAAUGGUGAUAUGGAAGAUGACGAAGAAAAAGAAAAAGGAGAAGAAGUACAGCUUUACACACCGGAACACUUACAUAAAAUUUAUGUAUUUUCCUUAGUUUGGGGGUUUGGAUCGCUUCUAGAAACAGGCGACAGAAUUAAAUAUGAUAAAUAUAUUAAAGCAACUUAUAAAGAAAUACUUGAUAUUCCGAAACACCCUCAUAACAAACCGAGUAUGUUAUUCGACUUCUAUGUUAAACAACAUGGAAAGUGGGAGUUAUGGGAAGAUUUAAUGACAAAUUAUCAAUACCCUGAUACAGCCACUCCAGAUUAUGCGAAUAUUCUUAUUCCUAUAGUUGAUAACGUUCGGAUUAAUUAUCUUAUUCAUUGCAUUGCUAAACAAGGCAAAGCAGUUUUAUUACUUGGCGAACAGGGAUCUGCUAAAACGGUUAUGAUGAAAGCUUAUAUGAAAAACGCUAAUCCAGAUCAAUUUAUGGGACGCUCAUUUAAUUUCUCUUCGGCUACAAGUCCUUAUCAAUUUCAAAAAACAAUAGAGAGUUACGUAGAAAAACGAAGUGGUAUGACGUUUGGUCCACCGGGGGGCAAGAAAAUGUUAGUGUUCAUAGAUGAUAUAAAUCUACCUCAAAUUAAUGAAUGGGGUGAUCAGAUUACGAAUGAAAUAGUACGCCAAACUAUGAGCAUGGGUGGAUUUUACAGUUUAGAGAAACCAGGAGAUUUCACAACUAUUGUCGAUAUUCAGUUUUUAGGUGCCAUGGGCCAACCUGGUGGUGGAAGAAAUGACAUUCCAGCAAGGUUGAAAAGGCGUUUCUCUAUAUUCAAUUGUCCUUUGCCAAAUAAUGAUUCGAUAGACAAAAUAUUUAAAGUUAUUGGAGAAGGACAUUACAACGCUAAGCGAGGUUUUACUGCAGAAGUUCGAUCGCUUAUUAAAAAAAUAAUUCCUUUGACACGUGAACUUUGGACACGAACAAGAAUAAAUUUACUGCCAACACCAGCUAAAUUUCAUUACGUCUUUUCUUUGAGAGACUUAUCACGAGUUUGGCAAGGUAUGGUUGGUACUUUGCCUACUGUUAUAGAGUCUGAAAAAUGCUUAAUGCUUCUCUGGAAACAUGAAUGUUCCCGAGUUUUCUCUGACAGAUUUACACAUCAGUCCGAUAAAGAUUGGUUUAAUAAAGCUUUAUAUGAUAUUGCUGAAGAAAUUCUGGGUAAAGAAUAUAAAAAAAUGAUGGAAAAAGACCCUGUUUUCGUAGACUUUAUGAGAGAUGCGCCGGAACCAACGGGUGAAGAAGGCGAAGAUGCUGAUAUGGAGUUACCAAAAGUAUAUGAGCCUGUCUUUGACUAUAGCGAACUACGAGAUCGAUUAGAAAUGUUUUUAUCACAAUUUAAUGAAAUGGUGCGAGGAUCCGGAAUGGAUCUAGUAUUUUUCCCAGAUGCUAUGUUGCAUUUAGUAAAAAUUUCACGUGUGAUCAGACACCCUCGAGGAAAUGUAAUGCUCGUAGGAGUUGGUGGGUCAGGAAAGCAGUCGCUAACAAAGUUAUCUACUUUUAUAGCCGGAUACCGUUCCUUCCAGAUAGCGCUCACUAGAUCUUAUAAUGUGGGUAACUUUUUGGAAGACUUAAAACUUUUAUAUCGGUCAUGUGGAGUACAAGGUAAAGGUACGACAUUUAUCUUUACUGACCUAGACAUAAAAGAAGAAGGAUUUUUAGAAUACUUAAAUAACAUUUUAAGUUCUGGUGUUAUAUCAAAUUUAUUUACAAAAGAUGAACAACAAGAAAUCAUAUCUGAACUAACACCUAUUAUGAAAAGGGAAAACCAAAAACGUACGCUCACAAACGAACUAGUAAUGGAAUAUUUUUUAAACAGGACCUGUCAAAAUUUACAUGUAGUUUUGUGCUUUUCGCCGGUAAGUGAAGCAUUUCGUUACAGAGCUAUGAGAUUUCCGGCUUUAAUAUCAGGUUGUACAAUAGACUGGUUCCAGCCAUGGCCGAAGGAUGCCUUAGUAUCUGUCGCGGAUCAUUUCCUAGCAGACUUUGAAAUUGAAUGUAGCAAAGAAGUUAAAAAAGAAUUAGUAACAGUACUUGGAACAAUACAAGAUGUUGUUUCCACAGUUUCAACAGAAUACUUUCAAAGGUUCAGGCGAUCUUCACAUGUAACCCCAAAGUCAUAUUUAAGUUUUAUUGGGGGAUAUAAAACAAUUUACCAAAUGAAACAAAAAGAACUAGGAGAUGGAGCUUUAAGAAUGGAUACAGGUUUAGAGAAAUUACGAGAGGCAUCAAUAUCUGUAGAAGUAUUAAAAAAAGAUUUAGCUGUAAUGGAACAAGAUCUAGCUUUAGCUUCUGAAAAAGCAGACCGUGUGCUAUCUGAAGUAACGGAAAGAGCCAUGCAGGCUGAGAUAGUAAAAAACCAAGUACAAGUUGUUAAAGAAAAAGCUGAAGCUUUGGUUGCAUUUAUCGCAGAGGAAAAAGAAAAAGCUGAAUGUAAACUUGAAGCAGCUAAACCUGCCCUGGAAGAAGCUGAGGCUGCUUUAAAUACUAUAAAACCAGCACACAUUGCUACUGUGAGAAAAUUGGGUAGACCUCCACAUCUCAUUAUGAGAAUUAUGGACUGCGUUUUGAUUUUAUUUCAGAGGAGAUUACAUCCAAUCAUACCAGAUACAGCAGCACCGUGCCCUAAACCAUCUUGGGCUGAGUCUUUAAAGAUGAUGGCAAGCACAACAUUUUUACUUCAAUUACAAAACUAUCCCAAAGAUAUAAUCAACAAUGAGAUGGUAGAGCAUCUCUUACCAUACUUUGAAAUGGAAGAUUACAAUAUGGAUACAGCAAAACGUGUGUGUGGUGAUGUUGCUGGUUUGUUGUCGUGGACCAAGGCAAUGGCAUUUUUCCAUAGCGUAAAUAAGGAAGUUUUGCCUUUAAAAGCAAGUCUUAUGUUACAAGAAGCCAGGCUUAAGGUUGCUAUGGAAGAUUUAGCAUCUGCGGAACGACAACUUGAAGAACGUGAAAUGUCCUUAAGAAAAGUAAAAGAACAAUACGAGGCUGCUGUGUCAGAAAAACAACAGUUAACUGAUGCUGCGAAUGUUUGUCUACGUAAAAUGACAGCAGCAACACAACUCAUAAAUGGCUUAGGUGGAGAAAAAAUAAGAUGGACACAACAAAGCAAGGACUUUAAAGAACAGCUGGGACGGUUAGUGGGAGAUGUAGUACUAGCUACGGGUUUUCUAUCCUAUUGUGGUCCAUACAAUCAAGAAUUUAGAAAUAGUCUCUUUAAUACUUGGAUGGGAAUAUUGAAAAGCAAACAAAUACCCGUUACGGAUAACUUGAACAUCACUAACAUGUUGGUUGAAAGUGCCACAAUAUCUGAAUGGACCUUACAAGGUUUACCUAAUGAUGAAUUAUCGGUACAAAAUGCUCUUAUAGUCACAAAAUCGAGCUCUUACCCUCUUUUGGUAGACCCACAGAGCCAAGGAAAAAACUGGAUAAAAAACAAAGAGAGCUCUAAUGAACUACAAAUAACUUCAUUAAAUCACAAAUAUUUCCGUACGCACCUUGAAGAUAGUUUAUCAUUAGGUCGUCCACUUCUAAUUGAAGACGUGGGAGUGGAAUUAGACCCUGUAAUAGACAAUGUGUUAGAGAAGAAUUUUAUCAAGUCAGGUUCAAUUGAAAAAGUAAUUGUAGGUGAUAAAGAAUGUGAUGUAAUGCCGGGUUUUAUGCUUUAUAUUACCACAAAACUACCUAAUCCACCUUACUCACCAGAAAUAAGUGCUAAAACCUCAAUCAUUGAUUUUACCGUAACUAUGCAAGGUCUAGAAGAUCAGUUACUUGGCAGGGUUAUAUUAAUGGAAAAAUCCGACUUGGAGGAAGAACGAGUCGCUUUGUUUGAAUCUGUUAUGAAAAAUCAAAGGAGUAUGAAAGAAUUAGAAAGUAAUUUACUGUGCCGGCUAACAUCGUCAGAAGGUUCUUUAGUUGAUGACGAAGCUUUGAUUCAUGUUCUUCAAAUUACCAAAACAACAGCUGAAGAAGUGAAUGAUAAACUUAAAGUGGCUGAAGUUACAGAAAAAAAAAUUAUUAAAGCGAGAGAAGAGUUUAGAGCCGUUGCAGCUAGAGGGUCUAUUCUAUACUUUUUAAUUGUGGAAAUGAGUAACGUCAAUAUUAUGUAUCAAAAUUCGUUAAAACAAUUUUUAACAAUAUUUGAUAACUCUAUAACUAAAUCAACAAAAAGCAAUGUUACUGAAGACCGUAUCAAUAUAAUAUUAAAAUAUUUAACACAUGAAGUUUGGGCAUUUACGUUACGCAGUUUAUACGAACGGCAUAAGGCGUUAUUCACUUUAAUGUUAGCUAUGAAAAUUGAUUGCCAUCGAGGUCUUAUAUCUCAUGAUGAGUUCAUGGCUUUUGUGAAAGGAGGUGCAUCGCUCGAUCUGAAUGCCGUUACUCCAAAACCAUUUAAAUGGAUAUUAGAUAUAACCUGGUUGAAUCUAGUUGAAAUAAGUAAACUCAAAAUAUUUUCAGAUGUUCUAAACAAAAUAACAUCAAGUGAGAAGGAAUGGCGCGUUUGGUAUGAAAAAGCAAAGCCUGAAGAGGAAAGUAUACCAAGUGGUUAUCAAGAUAGUUUAGACGUUUUUCGAAAACUGCUACUGAUUAGAUCGUGGAGCCCGGAUAGAACGCUCUCACAAGCAAGAAAAUAUAUUGUUGAUUCACUUGGAGCUGAAUACGGCGAGGGUAGAAUUCUGAACUUAGAAGUGACGUGGGAAGAGUCCGAACCAAGAACACCUUUAAUUUGUAUUCUCUCGAUUGGGUCCGACCCGUCCACUCAAAUUGCUUCUCUCUCAAAAUCAAAAGAAAUCGUUCUGAAGGCUGUUUCUAUGGGACAAGGCCAAGAAAUUGUUGCACGAAAAAUGAUUUCAGACUCCAUGAACGAAGGAGGUUGGGUAUUACUGCAAAACAUACAUUUAUCGCUUUCAUUCUGCGUGGAAGCAAUGGAUGCUUUAAUUGAAACAGAACACAUACAGGAUUCGUUCCGUCUCUGGCUGACGACAGAGGUUCACCCAGAUUUUCCGAUAGGAUUACUACAAAUGGCAAUUAAAUUUACGAACGAACCUCCCCAAGGAAUAAGAGCUAGUAUGAAGCGAACGUAUCAAAAUAUUACCCAGGACACCCUGGAUUACUCUUCUCUGUCUCAAUGGCCACCGCUUCUAUAUGCCGUUGCAUUUUUACAUACUAUAGUACAGGAGAGAAGGAAAUUUGGACCCUUGGGCUGGAAUAUUCCUUAUGAAUUUAACCAAGCAGAUUAUGCAGCAAGUGUCCAAUUCAUACAAAACCACUUGGAUGAAAUCGAUCCGAAAAAGGGUAUAUCCUGGCCAACAAUAUGUUAUAUGCUUGGUGAAGUACAAUAUGGUGGAAGAGUUACUGAUGAUUUUGAUAAACGCCUUCUCACUACUUUUACCAAUGUAUGGUUUUGUGACGUACUUUUACGUCCUGGUUUCGAAUUCUAUAAAGGAUAUAAAGUUCCACAAACCAGGAACCUUCAAGGAUACGUUGAUUAUAUCAAUCAAUUACCAUUAACAGACACUCCCGAGGUAUUUGGUUUACACGGUAAUGCAGAUAUCACAUACCAAAUUAAUAGCGCAAAAGAUAUCUUAGAUACGAUAUUAAGUGUGCAGCCAAAGGAAGGAGGGAGUCAAGGGGGAGAAACAAGAGAAAGUAUCGUGUAUCGAUUGGCGGAAGAUAUGUUAGAGAAAUUACCUAAGCAAUAUGUUUCGUUUGAAGUAAGAGAAGCUCUCCAAAAGAUGGGUGCUUUCCUGCCGAUGAAUAUAUUUUUAAGGCAAGAAAUAGAUCGUAUACAAAAAGUUAUUAAAACUGUAUACACAACACUUUGCGACCUUAAAUUAGCGAUAGAUGGGACAAUAGUAAUGAGUCAAGGACUACGAGAAUCAUUGGAUGCUAUGUAUGAUGCACGCAUACCAACUCAGUGGUUAAAGGUAUCUUGGGAGUCAGCAACAUUAGGUUUUUGGUACACUGAGUUGUUAGAACGUGAACAACAAUAUCGAAUAUGGUUGCGUAAUGGUCGACCUAACACAUUUUGGAUGACAGGUUUCUUCAACCCUCAGGGUUUCCUGACUGCAAUGAGACAAGAAGUGACACGCAGUCAUAAGGGAUGGGCCUUGGAUUCAGUAGUGUUACAAAAUCUUAUAACGAAGUUAAAUCGAGAAGAUGUACAUGAAGGUCCCACGGAAGGAGUUUAUGUAUACGGUUUAUUUCUAGAAGGAGCUUCAUUAGACAGGAAAACGGGGAAGUUGAUAGAAUCCAAACCUAAAGUUCUAUAUGAGCAAAUGCCGGUUAUUUAUAUAUUUGCUAUAAAUACAACGGCUGGAAAAGAUCCUCGGCUUUACGAAUGUCCUAUAUACAGAAAACCACAAAGGACAGACGCAAAAUACGUUGGUUCUAUAGAUUUUGAAACCGACAGUAACCCAAGGCAUUGGACAUUAAGAGGUGUAGCACUAUUAUGUGACAUAAAAUAA